This is a messenger RNA of Cryptococcus wingfieldii CBS 7118, 615 nucleotides long. RefSeq names its product endoplasmic reticulum protein. Gene Ontology annotation, cellular component: endoplasmic reticulum membrane; endoplasmic reticulum. Bases 1 to 615 code for a protein of 204 amino acids. The transcript has 9 exons. Lineage: Eukaryota; Fungi; Basidiomycota; Tremellomycetes; Tremellales; Cryptococcaceae. The record is from RefSeq and is a predicted model, not a curated record. Gene Ontology annotation, biological process: endoplasmic reticulum to Golgi vesicle-mediated transport; intracellular protein transport.
AUGACUCUCUACUACUCCAUAUGCUUUGCUUUGCUCAUGGCCGAGCUCGGCCUCUUCUGCACCAUCGUGUGCCCCAUGCCCUUCGCGCUCCGCAAAAAGAUGUUCCACUUUUUGAGCGAGAACCCUAUUGUAAGUCGCGUGGCAGGCGGUCUCAAGAUAACGUUUAUAUUUGUCGCUGUGUUGUUCGUUGAUGCGCUCCAGAGGAUGGUCAGGAUCGCCCAGGAAGGCGCCACUGCCAAGAUGAAGUCUGACAUUUCUGAUGUUCGCGCCGAGACCAACUACGCCGCCCGACGAUUCUACGCCCAGCGAAACCUUUACCUCACUGGCGCCACCCUCUUCCUCUCCCUCCUCCUCGCCCGUGUAUUCUACAUCAUCCUCGACUUUAUCACUGUCCAAGAGUCCUACACCGCCCUCCAGGCCAAGACUGCCAAGGGCUCUGGUGCCUCCGGGGAAGAGACUGAGCAGCUGAGAUUGAGGGUGCAAGAGUUGGAGGCCAAGGAGAGGGAUUUUGAGACCUUGAAGAAGCAGGCGAACCAGCAGAACACCGAGUAUGGCAGGUUAGCUGAUGAGCACAACAAGGCUACUGGUGCCGUGUCCAACAAGAGAGUUGAUUAG